AACUUCCGUUGGCUGCUUAGUCACAGCCCCCUCGCUUUGGGUGUGUCCUGCGCGCGCUCCCUCCCUCUUAGGUCACUCUUUCAAAGCCUGGAAUAAAAACCACAGCCAACUUCCGAGGCGGUCUCAUUGCCCAGCGGCCCCCAGCCAGUGACAGGUUCCAUUCCCCCUCGUUGGACCUCUCCCCGCGACCCUUUUCCAGAGGCGACUAGAUCCCUCCGUUUCAUCCUGCACACCAUGGACAAGUUUUGGUGGCACACAGUUUGGGGACUUUGCCUCUUGCAGUUGAGCCUGGCACAGCAGCAGAUCGAUUUGAAUGUAACCUGCCGUUAUGCAGGUGUAUUCCAUGUGGAGAAAAAUGGCCGCUACAGUAUUUCCCGGACUGAGGCAGCUGACCUCUGCCAGGCUUUCAAUAGCACCUUGCCCACCAUGGCCCAGAUGGAGGUGGCCCUGAACAAGGGGUUUGAAACCUGCAGGUAUGGGUUCAUAGAGGGAAAUGUGGUAAUCCCGAGGAUCCACCCCAACGCUAUCUGUGCAGCCAACCACACAGGAGUGUAUAUCCUCCUCACAUCCAACACCUCCCACUAUGACACCUAUUGCUUCAAUGCCUCAGCUCCUCUUGAAGAAGACUGUACAUCAGUCACAGACCUACCCAAUUCCUUUGAAGGACCAGUUACCAUAACUAUUGUCAACCGUGAUGGUACCCGCUACAGCAAGAAGGGCGAGUAUAGAACACACCAAGAAGACAUCGAUGCCUCAAAUACUAUAGAUGAUGAUGUCAGUAGCGGCUCCGCCAUCGAGAAGAGCACCUCAGAAGGCCACAUCUUCCACACCUCCUUUCCCACUGCAGAGCCUACUGGAGACCAGGAUGACACCUUCUUUAUCAGGAGCACCUUGGCCACCAUUGCCUCAACUGUGUACUCAAAAAGCCAUGCAGCAACUCAGAAACAAAAUAAUUGGAUAUGGUCUUGGUUUGGUAAUUCACAAUCCACAAUUCAGACUCAGGAGCCCACCACGACAGCAACUACAGCCUUGAUGACCACCCCUGAAACACCACCCAAGAGUCAAGAAGCCCAGAACUGGUUUUCAUGGUUUUUUCAACCAUCAGAGUCCAAGAGACAUCUUCAUACAACAACGAAGAUGCCUGGUACGGAGUCAAAUACCAACCCAACAGGCUGGGAGCCAAAUGAGGAAAACGAAGAUGAAACAGACAAAUACCCCAGUUUUUCUGGAUCAGGCAUUGAUGAUGAUGAAGAUUUUAUCUCCAGUACCAUUGCAACUACUCCAAGGGUUUCUGCCCACACAGAACAGAACCAGGACCAGACCCAGUGGAAGCCAACCCAUUCAGACCCAGACGUACUACUUCAGACAACCACCAGGAUGCCUGAUAUAGACAGAAACAGCACCAGUACUCAUGGAGAAAAUUGGAUCCAGGAACCACAGCCUACUUUCAAUAACCAUGAGUAUCAGGAUGAAGAGGAGACCCCACAUGCUACAAGCACAACUCCUAAUAGUACAACAGAAGAAGCAGCUACCCAGCAGGAGAAGUGGUUUGAGAAUGGAUGGCAGGGGAAGAACACCCCUACCCCAAGUGAAGACUCCCAUGUGACAGAAGGGACAACUGCCUCAGCCCACAACAACCAUCCAAGUCAAAGAAUAACAACACAGAGUCAAGAGGACGUGUCCUGGACAAAUUUCUUCGACCCGAUCUCACAUCCAAUGGGACAAGGUCAUCAAACAGAAAGCAAGGAUACAGAUUCCAGUCAUAGUACAACCAUUCAGCCUACUGCAGCUCCAAAUACCCAUUUGGUGGAAGACUUGGACAGGACAGGACCACUUUCAGUAACAACUCCACAGAGUCAUUCUCAGAACUUCUCUACAUUACCUGGAGAGCUGGAAGAAGAUGAAGACCAUACAACUUCUAUUCUGCCAUCUAGCACUAAGAGUGGUGGUAAAGAUGCAAGAAGAGGUGGAAGUCUUCCCAGAGAUACAACUACUUCACUAGAAGGCUACACACCUCAUUACCCAGACACAAUGGAAAACAGGACUCUCUUCCCAGUGACCCCUGUUCAGACUGAGGUCUUUGGAGAAACUGAAGUGACUGUUGCUAUGGACUCCAACUUUAAUGUUGAUGGCCCCAUACCAGGAGAUAGAGACUCAUCCAUGGACCCCAGUGGGGGUUCCCGAACUGUGACUCAUGGAUCCGAAUCAGCUGGACACUCAAGUGGGAAUCAAGACAGUGGUGUGACCGCAACUUCUGGUCCUGCACGUAGACCUCAAAUUCCAGAAUGGCUCAUCAUCUUGGCAUCCCUCCUGGCACUGGCUCUGAUUCUCGCCGUUUGCAUUGCUGUCAACAGUAGGAGAAGGUGUGGGCAGAAGAAAAAGCUGGUGAUCAACAGUGGCAAUGGAACAGUGGAGGACAGGAAACCAAGUGAACUCAAUGGGGAUGCCAGCAAGUCUCAGGAAAUGGUGCAUUUGGUGAACAAGGAACCAUCAGAGACUCCGGACCAGUUCAUGACAGCUGACGAGACCCGGAAUCUGCAGAGUGUGGACAUGAAGAUUGGGGUUUAGUGCCUACACCAUUAACUUGAAAAGACACCACAAUUGGACACAUGUCAUUACUGGGAGCUGGGACCCUUAACAGAUGCAAUGUGCUACUGAUUAUUUUUAUUGGGGAUUCUUUUUAGCAUAAAAUUUUCUAUUCCUGUUUUACUUUCUUUUUUUUUUUUUAGAGUCUGUUCCAAGUUUUGAAAAUAGCAUUGCUUUCUGAAACUAGGGCCCAAAGUAUACUCCAUUAAGAAUUUGACUCUUCCAGUUCCUUCCUAGAGGCCUUGCAUUACCAGGGUAUGCUAUCAUAGGCUUCUACCAAAUGCAUAUUCUUGGUCCUUAUUGAACCUUAUUCCUACCUAAAGUCCCAGGAAACAUCCACCAGCUAAGGAUUUUCCCCAGAACUUAGAUUGGUCUCUGGGAGGAAAUUUGAAUGGGUCCAUAUUGCCUCUCCAGUAGUCCAGUCCUUCGGCAUCACUUUCCAGUGGGGGUGGGAGAUCAGGUGUACUGGUUACACACACUCUUUAUAGACUCCCUUCUGCUGGAAAAUGUUCAGAUGCUUCUGAGAGAUCCCCAAAGGGUGACGCUAUUUAUCUUUAGUAAGCUAUUUAUCUUUGUUUUUGAAAUAUCAAACCCUGGAGGUCCUUUGUUCAGUGUGACUUUUUUUUUUUAUUUUGUUUUGUUUUUUUUUUUUUUUAGGUUACUUUGUCAGAAGCAUAACAGGGUAUAAGUUGGUUUAUAAUAAAUACCUGUCCAUCUUCCAUCUUGACCCAUUGUGCUGUGAUCCUUCAGUUUCUAAACUAGCAAAGUCUGAGUUUAGCACAUCAGUAUGGCCUUAGUAUGGUCCUCCUAAACUCAUGUUAGAGCAUCUGUGCCCGGCUUGGGUUCACCCAGCUGAAUCUAAUAGAAGACUAAGGACAGGAGCACUGUUUUCAUUCUAGGCUAUCAAAGGGGUUUCUCUCUUGUUCAAGAAUCUUAAUUGAGAGUAGGAGAUCUUCAGUCCCUUUUGUACUUUGGUGCCCACCCUUUUCUAGUUCUUAAAGAACACAUUAAGUUUUUAUAUCUUAAAACUUUUGUGGUCCUGUACCAUAGCGACUGAUAUUAUUAGUGAUUUCACAAAACAGCAUGGUGGGGACUUGUGACACCUUAUCAUAAAAGGAGAAGCCAACAGAAAUGAAAGUGUAGACAGCCAGCGGUAGAUUGGCAUAAGGAAGUGUGAUGUACAACCCCAUCUCACUCUUGCCAUGGCUGUGUUUGCUGAUGCUUUCAUAAGCCAAUUGGUACUUAGAAUCAGUUCUCCAGGAAAUCCCUCAAAAAGCCACAGCACUGCCCACCGCUGGAAUCUUAUCCCCAGAUACGCAUGUUUAUGGUUUAGCAAAAGGAGAAUGCUCUCACCCUCUAACCUCAUAGUUUUCACAUACUGAGCAAGUGUUUAUUCAUCUGCCAGGAUGUUGUAUUGCUCCUGGAUCUUCCUAGGUAUCUUGUAGAAGAUACUAAAUCUAUAAAAUGAGGCUGUCUCUAAAAUGGAACUUCAUUUCUAAGUUUCCAAUUCUUACUGUUGACUAAAUUUAUGUGUUUAGUAGGUUUUUUUUUUUUCAAAUAAAAACAAAAAAAAAAGGAGAAAAGUUUUGCACCUGAGUCAGGUGUGAGUUUAUAUCAAGAGUGGAUGUGAAGGUUUUAUUUAAAGGAGAUCUACAGACUUUCUGACACUCACUGCAAGUCUCAGUUCUCCUUACUCACAUUCCUGCCUCCCUCCUUGCCUGUCCAGCUCUCCCCCAGGGCCCUGGCUUUCACAGACUUUCUUUCUCUUUGUCUGUGAAUACUAUUAGCCAGUUCAAUACUUAGACACCUGGUUUUCCUAUUCAAAUAGACACUAGAUGAUCCUUUGCUAUUCUCCACUGAUAUUAGAAUGCUCCCUGUCCUUAGAGCUAUCCUGGCCUACCACACCCACAGCAGGCUCCCUGGGGAUCUUGAACCUGUAUGCAGCAAGGCACUCUGGGAUUGGGCAUAAAAGGGCUUUGUCAAGCUCUCAAUGAUCCCUUGAUGCCCGUUGAAGGCACAAGAAGAGUCAUGCAAGACUCAGAACUAGAGAUGAUUCUCCACCUAUUCUAGAAACAUCCAUUAGUUGGGUUGUGGUAGGAUAUUGUUUGCCAUAGUGGCGAUGAUUCUGGUAGCACCAUCUGACUUUGUGUUACUACUACCAAUGACUUGCCAGGUGAUAUGAGCUAAGUCACUGAACUGGGGUCUUGUUAAUAAAAAUAAUGGGUUGGAAUUUAGUAAUUUUGUAAAGUAUUAGGAAUACUUAAAGUGUUUUCUUACCAUCAAUUCUAAUCUCUUGUCUAUUCUGAAGGCUUUCCUUUAGUUUGCCUUGGGUAAAAAUCAAAUCAGGUGAAAGAUACUUUCAUGUCUAUAUUUUGUAUGUUAUAGAUAGAUAAAAUGGAUGUUUCCAGAAGAACCUUUAAAAAGCUUUAUAUUGACACCCAUAACACCAAGAAGUGGUUGGGUUGUUUUUUUUUUUAUUUUUAUUUUUAUUUUUUAGCUAAAAUCCAUCCAAGAGUGUCAUAGCAAAGUAAAAGAAAAGUAAAAUGUCUUCUUUGGAAAAGUAAAAUGUUAAUAAGUAAAGGAUUGCCCACUGUGAUGUCCUGUGUCUUUGUAUAAAUUUGAAAAGCAUUGACUUUUCAAACAUAGCCAAUUGCUAGGCAUGUACAAUGCGUUUUUCUAUUGUUCCUUUGAUUUUUCAGAGACUACCCUCUCCUUUUCUAGUUUUUGUAUAUUUAUUAAUUGACUUAUAAUAAUGAGGAAAACAUGAUGUGUAUAUUACCCAAUUGAAAGUGUGUAUUGGAAAAUAUUAAAAGGUCAUAAGAAAUGGAA
Apodemus sylvaticus (European woodmouse) is the source of this 5415-nucleotide messenger RNA. RefSeq names its product CD44 molecule (Indian blood group) (gene Cd44). Gene Ontology annotation, cellular component: basolateral plasma membrane; plasma membrane; macrophage migration inhibitory factor receptor complex. Gene Ontology annotation, biological process: positive regulation of ERK1 and ERK2 cascade; cell adhesion; inflammatory response. Gene Ontology annotation, molecular function: cytokine receptor activity; hyaluronic acid binding. Lineage: Eukaryota; Metazoa; Chordata; Mammalia; Rodentia; Muridae. Bases 235 to 2568 code for a protein of 777 amino acids. The record is from RefSeq and is a predicted model, not a curated record. The transcript has 19 exons.